Messenger RNA from Juglans microcarpa x Juglans regia, 1279 nucleotides. RefSeq lists its product as uncharacterized. Bases 167 to 703 code for a protein of 178 amino acids. Lineage: Eukaryota; Viridiplantae; Streptophyta; Magnoliopsida; Fagales; Juglandaceae. The record is from RefSeq and is a predicted model, not a curated record. The transcript is spliced from 4 exons.
GUCAAUAAUAUUGUCUUUCAGACACGCGACCUACAAGUUCUUCCCAUGUCGGACCCGACCGUACUCAAAUAAUUCCCCUCUACUCCUCUCUCUCUCUCUCUCCCUCUCUCAGCCUCACAGAACCACCGCUGCUUCGGUGAUUAACUCAAAGAGUAAAGAGCUCGCGAUGAGAACGAACAACGACGUUCCACCGUCAACCAUUCAUGUUCCUUCCUCAACCAUAGCCAGUACUACGGUGGUACUCAAGAAAGACAACUCCUCGGAAGCAGCUGCUUCUGGAUUCUUCGGUAAGAGCCGUCCGUACAAGUUUUGGGCCUUGGCCGCCAUUCUUCUACUUGCUUUCUGGUCCAUGUUCACCGGCUCAGUCACUCUCAAGUGGUCCACCGGUGACCUCACCCGCUUUACCGGAGACACCGACUCUCUGAUCCACGAAGAUCUUGACAUUCUGGAAGUGGAGGAGAGACAGAAGGUGGUGAGGCACAUGUGGGAUGUGUACACGCAAAGCAAGAGUAUCAGACUUCCUAAGUUUUGGCAGGAGGCUUUUGAGGCUGCUUACGAGCUUUUGGUGAGUGAGACUCCCGGCGUCCGCGACGCUGCCCUUACCGAGAUUGCUAAGAUGUCUAUGAGCUCCAUCAGCCUCCACCCACUUCCUGGUCACUCACAGAACAUAGGCUAUGGCAUAUCCAAGUCUUACUUGAAAUGAUCAUUGGGUUAGUGCUAAGUGCCAGAGUGGAAAUGCAAUCCCAUGUAGAGUACUAAACGAUCAAGAAAGAGCCCCAAGCAAGUAGAAGAGGUAAAAGAAGAAAUUACAAUUGGGAGUAGUGAGAGUAGCCGAUAACCGGGAAUCGUCAUGGGUAUAAUACCAUAUAUGCACUCUGCGAUAUCCCACUUCCUGCUUAAAGUUUGGUAGCAGAUAGUGAUGGUAAUACACAGUCUAUUUUAUAUCGGAACAAGAAAUGGUUACAUAAAUGCUAGUAAUCUUUUAGCUCUCCCUACGAGUUUUUCACUACCAGCAUAGCAUCCUUCAGCUUAAGGACCUGGUAAUAUCCAGCUUUUUCUAUAUUUCGCUUUUUCAUAAUAAGCCCAUGAAACCGUGGGUUCUAGUAACUUGUAUUUUGCUGAAUGAAUGAUAUGGAGAUGACUUUCUGUUGAAGAUACGAAAAGCAACAGAUCAUGGUUAUAUAUAAACUUGAGUAAUGCUACUCUUCUUCAUCGUAGAUUUUGUAAUCUUCAAUCACACUUCUUGUUCAUGCAGUGCAUAUCAAGUAGUUUUAUAUUA